Messenger RNA from Magnolia sinica, 3932 nucleotides. Its product is annotated as pentatricopeptide repeat-containing protein At5g52850, chloroplastic. Lineage: Eukaryota; Viridiplantae; Streptophyta; Magnoliopsida; Magnoliales; Magnoliaceae. Gene Ontology annotation, molecular function: protein binding; RNA binding; zinc ion binding. The transcript has 4 exons. The coding region runs from base 635 to 3442 and encodes 935 amino acids. The record is from RefSeq and is a predicted model, not a curated record. Gene Ontology annotation, biological process: RNA modification.
AACGUUGUGAUCAAACGCUACCGUUUUGGGGAGGAGUAGAGAGGGAGGGCGGUUGUUACAGACAGAGAGAGAUUGCAGAGAGGAAGGGCGGUCGUUGCAGACAGAGAGAGAUUGCAGAGAGGGAGGGCGGUCAUUGCAAACAGAGAGAUUGCAAAGAGGGAGAGUGCGUUUCUCCCUCUUCCCCUCUUUUUAAAAAUCCGACCGUUGAGCCUGUAAGUGGCUUACAGGAAAGUGACUUCUCACACCCAUCGCCCCGCAGUUUUUUGGUAGAUUUGCCUGUAAGUCUUACUUACAAGUGAAUUUUCUCCCCCAAAUACCACCUGUAAGUGACUUCCCUGUAAGUCACUUCCCACUUACCCAACUUACAGGCAUCCAAACAGGCCCUUAGAUAAGUCCAGUUUCUUUCAGUUAUUUGAGGUACUUUGGGUGCUCCCAGCCACUAUAGACGUUUUUCUGCUAUCUUGGCAUGGCCUUAGCAACAACAAAUUAAAAGUAUCAUUAAGAAAUGAUGCCAACAUAUCACUCUCAAACGCAUUGGAGUAGAAUGAUGUGCGAAUGUCAACCUCUCCCCCAUUCUCCAACAAUCUCCCAUUACAACACAUAACACAGCGGGAAGAAAAAAAUAUAUAUAUACAUGACUUUUACGAAGCUAUUCAGCUGCUGCUUCUGUCCUUGUUGGCCAACGACCUCCUUUUUUCUUCUCCCUCCAAAAUAUCACUUACCCUCUUCUCUUAUUAAACCUCUCCCUCUACCAUUCCUCACCACAUCUGCAGCAACAGCAGCAGCUGCUUCCAUUCAUAACUCUUCUUCUCCAUCCAUUAACACCCCCUGGUCUGAAGAAUUCUUUUCAUGGGCCCUUUCCUUUUCCAACUCUAGCUCUUUACAAGAAGGCACUUCCCUCCACUCCCCCAUUAUCAAAUUGGGCCUUCACCACCACCUGUUUCUCAACAACCUUCUCCUCUCUCUCUACUCGAAAUGUUCUGCUGUUGGCCCUGCCCGCAAUCUGUUCGAUGGUAUGUCUAUUAGAGAUGUCGUCUCUUGGACUACCCUGAUAUCUGCCUACGUUAGACAAGGAAACCAUGUGGAGGCCCUUGAAUUGUUUGGCCUCAUGGUGUUUUCUGGUUUCACCCCUAACGAGUUCACAUUCUCAACUGUCCUGCGUUCGUGCUCCUCUUUGGGGGAUUUGCGGAGGGGGCUUAGCGUCCAUACCCAGAUACUAAAACGCGGGUUUGGAUCGAAUCUGAUUCUGGCUAGUGCUCUGAUCAAUUUCUACUCAAAGUGCGAUGAAGUUGAUGGAGCGUUUGGAAAUUUCAAGGCCAUGAUGAACAACCAUGACACGGUUUCGUGGACCACAAUGAUCUCUGCUUGCACACAGGCUGAGGACUGGACCUGGGCUCUGAGGUUGUAUUACCAUAUGAUCGCGGCUGGAAUUCCUCCAAAUGAGUUUACUUUCGUGAAGCUUCUAAUGGCGGCUGGUUCUCUUGGUAUGGGCUAUGGGGAGUUGGUUCAUGCACAUGUGAUCCUGUGGGGAGUGCAACUGAAUUUGGUUCUGAAGACGGCCCUUGCCGAUAUGUACUCAAAAUGUCAGAGGAUGGGAGAUGCUCUCAGGGUCUUAAACCAGACCUCCGAAUCUGACGUGUUGUUGUGGACAGCUAUGAUUUGUGGAUAUAACCAAGUCUCAGAUUUCGAGGGGGUGAUUGCCAUGUUUCGCAGGAUGGAACUUGCUGGGAUCUCACUGAAUCCUUUUGCAUAUGCUGGGAUUCUUAACGCUUGCUCAUCUGUUCCAGCUCCAGUACUGGGGAAACAGAUCCAUUCACGGACAAUCAAGGCUGGCAUGGAGCAUGAUGUCUCUGUUGGAAAUGCCCUUGUGGAUAUGUACAUGAAAUGCUGCUCGGCACCGGUGGAAGAAGCUAUGUGUGUUUUCAGAGGGAUAAAGUCACCAAACGUCAUUUCUUGGACAUCAUUGAUUGCUGGAUUUGCUCAACGGGGGUACAUUCGGGAGGCUUUUCAGGCACUAGUGGAGAUGCAGGCCGUCGGAAUUCAGCCCAAUUCAUUCACUCUUUCUAGCAUUGUCAAGAGCUGUGGGAGUGCGGAAGCCUUUCGUGAAGUAAGAAAGCUCCAUGCUUACAUAUUUAAGACAAAGGCAGACUCAGAUAUCGCAGUUGGGAACUCUUUAGUAGAUGUUUAUGCUCAACUUGGGAUGCUGGAUGAUGCUUGGCGUGUCGUCAAGACGAUGACACAGAGAGAUGUGAUCACAUACACAAGCUUAGCAACAGGAAUAAACCAGAUGGGCCAUCAUGAGAUGGCUUUAGGAAUCAUCUCAUGCAUGCAUGAUGAUGAUGUUAAGAUGGAUGGAUUUAGCCUGGCCACCUUCUUAUCUGCAUCAGCAAGCUUAGCUGCAAUGGAACCAGGGAAACAGCUGCACUGUUACUCCAUAAAAUCCGGUUUAGACUACCACAUUUCAGUUUCAAACGGCCUUGUCGAUAUGUAUGGGAAAUGUGGGAGCAUUAAUGAUAUCCGCAGAGCUUUUGCUGCAAUCUCUGAGCCAAAUGUUGUGUCAUGGAACGGAUUGAUUUCUGGAUUAGCAUCAAAUGGGCAUUUCUCUGGUGCCCUCUCCAGCUUUGAAGACAUGAGGUUGAUGGGAACCCAACCUGAUGGCAUUACCUUCUUGUUAGUGCUCUAUGCUUGCAGCCAUGGUGGUUUGGUUGAUCUGGGUCUCGAGUAUUUCAACUCCAUGACCAAAUCGUAUGGUAUCUUGCAGCAAUUUGAUCACUACAUUUGCUUAGUUGAUCUCCUUGGCCGGGCUGGCCGGCUAGAGGAGGCAACUGGUGUCAUAGAAACCAUGCCUUUUGAGCCAGAUGCUUUGAUUUAUAAGACCUUAUUGGGUUCUUGCAAGAUCCAUGGGAACUUAGCUCUAGGAGAAGAUGCAGCAAUGCAUGCUCUCAAGCUUGACUCUUCCGAUCCAGCAAUAUAUGUACUGCUCUCUAACAUGUACGACGAUGCAGGUCAGUCAGAGUCUGGUGAAUUGACCCGCCGAAUGAUGAGAGAGAAGGGUCUUAGGAAGAAUCCUGGACAGAGCUGGAUAGAGAUAAGGAAUAAGGUCUUUCUAUUUACAUCAGGUGAUAGAUCAAAUCCACAGGUAAAUGAAAUGCAUGAAAUGAUAGAAUCACUGACGAUGAAGAUGAAAAGUCUGGGAUAUGAUUAUGGUGCAGAGAAUAGAGGUUCUUAUUAUCACAGUGAGAAGUUGGCUUUUGCCUUUGGUCUCCUCAAUGCCCCAUCAGCAGCCCCCAUACGUAUAAUUAAGAAUCUACGCAUAUGCGGAGAUUGCCACACUUUUAUGAAGCUUGUGACUCAACUCAUCGAUAGAGAAGUAGUUGUGAGGGAUGGGAACCGCUUUCAUUCCUUCAACAAGGGUGACUGUUCUUGUGGAGGUUACUGGUAGAGUUUGGCAAUUCACCUGGAAUCUUCUCCUUCCCUUUCAUCCUCUUCUUCCAACAGAGGCUAGGAUUGUCCCAUCCAGGACGUGUUCAUGCCGUUGGAUCCUCCAUGUGAUGAACUGCUGUCUGGAGAUGAAUGGCCAGUUGCUGAAUCCAUCUUCAAGAUUUCUCUAUUUUAGAGAAAUCUGAGUGGGGGAGAGGGAGGUUGAGGCACAACUAGAAGGUCUCAUCAACUCACCCUUCCCAAUCAAUAUUCAAAUGUCGGGAGGAAAGCUUAAUAUGGUAUAGUUGAGGUAGACGUCUCUGUGUAGAAAAAGAGGAGCAUUUAUUUGCCCACCUUGGAGUAGGUGUAUAUGCAUCAGCGAUGACACUACAUUAUCUUUAGAAGGUUUGCUGGAGCAAUGGCUGUUAGCCGGACAGUGCAGAUUUCUCUUGCUGGGGGAGGAUUUGGCUCGCUGGCCUUCAUUCUUGGAGUAAUUGCUGAAAAAUAAAAAG